Osmerus eperlanus (European smelt) is the source of this 2827-nucleotide messenger RNA. RefSeq names its product KRIT1 ankyrin repeat containing (gene krit1). Gene Ontology annotation, molecular function: protein binding. The transcript has 18 exons. Gene Ontology annotation, biological process: regulation of establishment of cell polarity; negative regulation of angiogenesis; cell redox homeostasis. The coding region runs from base 361 to 2577 and encodes 738 amino acids. Lineage: Eukaryota; Metazoa; Chordata; Actinopteri; Osmeriformes; Osmeridae. Gene Ontology annotation, cellular component: cytoskeleton; plasma membrane. The record is from RefSeq and is a predicted model, not a curated record.
CCACCAGAGAGAACCGCGAAGUCAGAACUAGGCAGCUGAACGUAAUGUGACUCUUGUCCGUGUCGGUGUGCUGUUGUCGGCAACCCGAUGUUUUGCCCAUCAGGAAAACCAGUAUUAUUUUGGAAGUAUUAACCAGGUUUGCUGAUACAGCAACCAACUCGAAAAAAUGAAGCUAACCACAACGUUACCUUCCGAAAGUUUGUAAGAAGGUCUUAUUUCCGCUGUCUGCAGAGGAAGACAGGAGGGUUGGUGGUUUCCGGGGCGUAACUUGCAACGGACUUGAGAUACUCUAUGAAAACAAGCCGUGAUGGUGUCCCACAGCUGGUCCAGAGUGUAUGACUGAGAGGGAAACUCGACACAAUGGGUAACCAAGGCAACCUGGAAGAUGUGUUCGUGGCUGUCAUCCGUCCUAAGAACCUGGUUAGUCUUAGUUCCAGAGAGUACCGUCCUAAAGCAUAUGAGAUCUUAUUGAUAGAAGUUCCUUUGGAAGGAAAAGAGAAAAAAAAGAAAAAAGUUCUACUGGGGACCAAAAUCCAAGCAGAUGGAGACACAGCCAGGUCGAUUCUGGAUUACGUUGAUGAAACAACCAAGCCCAUAUCUAACAACCAGGGUUUCAUAGGGAAGCGUGUGGUGCACAUGAAGACGUUCCCCCUGGACGGAGAGAAUGAAGGAAAGGAGGUCUCCCUCUUUAUUGUGCCAAUCAAUGUCAAAGACAACAGCAAGACUGUCUACAGCCCUGGAAGCCCCAGUUUCUACUGCCUUCAGGAUAUGAUGCGAGUGUGCAGCGAUACCAGCACUCACUUCUCCCCCACCACCUCCAAGAUGCUUCUAGCCUUGGACAAAUGGCUGGCGGAGCAGCACACCGUGCCCCACGCCAUCCCGGCGUUGUUCCGGCCCGCCCCGGUGGACCGGGUCAGGACCAGCAUCAGCAACCCGGCCUACUUCAGCGAGGGCAGCAGCCCACACAUGGGCUACACCGCCCUGGAGGUAAAGAGCAAGAUGAUGUCCCUGGAGAAGGCCGACAUGUGCAUCCAGAACCCGCUGUACGGUUCCGACCUGCAGUACACCAACAGGGUGGAUAAAGUCAUCAUAAAUCCUUACUUUGGACUUGGAGCUCCCGACUACUCUAAAAUCCAGAUCCCCAAGAGGGAGAAGUGGCAACAUGCGACCAACACCAUGACUGAGGACAAGGAGCGCCAGUGGGUGGAUGACUUCCCGCUGCACCGGAGUGCUUGUGAGGGCGACACGGAGCUGCUCUCCAAGCUGCUGGACAGCGGCUUCUCUGUCAAACAACUGGACAGCGAUCACUGGGCCCCCAUCCACUACGCCUGCUGGCACGGUAAAGUGGAUGCUACCAAACUGUUGCUGGACAAGGGAAACUGUAAUCCCAACCUGCUGAACGGUCAGCUCAGCUCCCCGCUGCACUUCGCUGCUCGCGGGGGGCACUCGGAGAUCGUUCAGCUCCUGCUGCAGCACCCCGAGAUCGACCGGCACGUGGAGGACCAGCAGAAGCGGUCCCCCCUGCAGGUGUGCGAGGAGAACAAGCAGAACGAGUGGGAGGAGACGGCCAAGCUACUACAGCAGGCCAACAACAAACCUUACGAGAAGGUGCGUAUCUACCGCAUGGAUGGUUCGUACCGCUCGGUGGAGCUCAAACACGGCAACAACACGUCCGUACAGCAGAUCAUGGAGGGCAUGCGACUCUCCCAGGAGACACAGCAGUACUUCACCAUCUGGAUCUGCUCCGAGAACCUCAACUUGCAGCUGAAACCCUACCACAAGCCCCUGCAGCACCUGCGCAUCUGGGCGGAGAUCGUGACGGACCUCACGGUGCUGGACCCCCAGAGGGAGAACCCCCAGCUCUUCCUGCGCAGGGACGUCCGGGUGCCCCUGGACGAAGAGAAAAAGGUGGAGGACCCCCUCUCCAUCCUGAUCCUGUUUGAUGAGGCGCGUCACUGUCUCCUCAAGGGGUUCUUCCCCUCGCCAGACAGCAAGCUCAUCACCCUGGCCAGUCUGCUGCUGCAGAUCAUCUACGGCAACUACGAGAGCAAGAAGCACAAGCAGGGCUUCCUCAAUGAGGAAAACCUCAAAUCGAUCGUACCCAUAUCCAAAAUGAAAAGCAAGGCGCAUCAUUGGACGAACAGGAUUCUUCAUGAAUACAAAAGCCUGAGCACCAGUGAGGGUGUGAGUAAGGAGAUGCACCACCUCCAGAGGCUCUUCCUGCAGAACUGCUGGGACAUCCCCACCUACGGUGCCGCAUUCUUCACCGGCCAGGUGUUCACCAAGGCCAGCUCCAGCAACCACAAGGUCAUCCGUGUCUUUGUGGGGGUCAACACCAAGGGCCUGCAUCUCCUGAACAUGGAGACCAAGGUGCUUCUCAUCAGCAUGGAGUAUGGCUCCUUCAUGUGGCAGCUUGGUCCUGCUGACCAGUACUUCCAGAUACACAGUCUGGAAAACAAGAUGAACUUCAUUGUGCACACCAAACAGGCUGGCCUUAUUGUGAAACUGCUAAUGAAGUUGAGUGGACAAAUUACUCCAAAUGACAAAAGCUUAUCAGACAAGUAUGCAUAUGGUUGAAUCCAUAUGAGACAUUUAUCCUUUCACAACUUGUACUUUUCUUUGUUGUUUGUUUUGCUGUUUUGUAUCAAAUCAUUGCCUUGAAGGAGUGUUUUCACGAGAAAAUUUUGAUUUUUUCUCAUCACAUUGUGUAUUCAAUAUUCACAUGACUGUUUAUUUUACAAAUUAAUAUUGCUUACUGUUAUUUUUUCAGGAUUGUAAAUAUUUUUAUUUAACGGUUCAUUUUAUUAAAACAAUUUAUAUAAUGUGA